CGAAAGAUGUCCAUUACCAGCAAGUUGUCAGGUUUUGAUAGCUCAUCAUCCAGUGCAGAUGCAAGAGUCCAAAAGUAUAAAGAAGUCAUUGAAAAGAUCUUUGUAGACAAAGAUACUGAUAAUGCUUUAAAAAUAGUUGAGCAUGUCGUUCAAGAUUCCUUCCCUCAAGUCGUUGCUAGAGACAUUAUGAACAUUUUUGCGAAAGCUUUUGAUCAUCUUCAGAACGACCAAGUUCUUGAACUUGGAGAAGCAACUCUUGAGCUUAUCUCUGACAAGAACAUGCUUGAAGAGGAAGAGUGCAUUAUCAGAAGAGAAGUAGCCUCAGUCCAUCAAGCAAGGAAAGAUUUCUCAGAUGCUGCCAAAUGACUUAUGAAAAUUAAGUUAGAGAAUACCGUCAGAAAUAUUGACCCAAAAGAAAAAUCAGAGAUUCUUGUUAGUAUUGCUGAGAACUGGUUCUCAGAAGAUGAUGCAGUCAAUGCAGAGAUUUAUCUCAACAAAGCAACUCAUGUGAUUCUUGAUGUAGAGGAUGAAGAAAUCAAUACUAGAUAUAGAUACUGUAAAGCUAAAGUAUUUGAUUCUAAGAGAAAAUUCGUCUUUGCUGCCCAAGCUUACUAUGAGCUCUCUAGUUUUGAAGGAAGCGCUAUUGAAGAAGAUAAUAAAUUCCUUUUGCUUAAAAAUGCAAUUACUUGUGCAGUUCUUGCUCCAGUAGGACCUCAAAAGAGUAGAAUUCUCACAACUCUUACUAAGGACGAGAGAUCAAAGAAUUGUCCAAAUUAUGAAAUGCUAGAGAGAAUGUUCAAUGACAAAGUCAUUAACAAGAAAUUAUCUCAGGAAUUUGAGAGUACAUUAGAAGAACAUCAGAAAGCAACUGGAUCUGAUGGACAUUCUAUCCUUGAAACAUCUGUUCUUGAGCAUAAUAUCUCAGUUGUUUCAAACAUCUACACAACUAUUAGCUUUGAAGGACUGGGUACUUUCUUAGGUAUCUCAAAAUCUAAUGCUGAAAAGCUUAUUUCAAACAUGGUCAUUCAGGGGCGUAUCUCAGCCAUCCUUGACCAAAGAAGUGAGAUUAUUGAAUUUGAAAAAAACGAAAGAGAGAAACUAAGCAUCUGGAAUGAGCAAAUAGGUGUCCUCUGUAACGAUGUUAACACAGUGUUGUCAAAGAUCCUGAAGGAGUUCCCAGAGGCCGAAAAUUAUAUUGCUCAAUAAAAAGUUUACAUUUA
Moneuplotes crassus is the source of this 1220-nucleotide messenger RNA. The record is from the annotation of a GenBank genome assembly. NCBI's taxonomy places the organism in Eukaryota, Ciliophora, Spirotrichea, Euplotida, Euplotidae.